Molecule: messenger RNA, 3582 nt
Organism: Perca fluviatilis (European perch)
Lineage: Eukaryota; Metazoa; Chordata; Actinopteri; Perciformes; Percidae
Gene: polr3e
Product: polymerase (RNA) III (DNA directed) polypeptide E
Exons: 20
Coding region: 244-2190 (648 amino acids)
Biological process (GO): DNA-templated transcription
Cellular component (GO): nucleus; RNA polymerase III complex
Source: RefSeq, a predicted model, not a curated record
UUAUGGGCACGAGCUCCCCCCACGUGUCAGUGUGGAGCAGAGUCAACAUGGUAAGCUACCGACACCGACAGACUUCAGCAGACCGAGUUAGUUAGACACUACUCCUACAUCUCUACGCACCACAUUUCUGGACUGUUCAGACACGGAUGAGGUAGCUACAGCGGUACCGUCAAGUGUGCAGGUUGGAUCUCUGAGAUCUGCUGCUCCUGUUUCAUCUCCUCUCCUUGCUCAGUUCACAUCAAUAUGGCGAGCGGGGAUGAUGAUGACCCCAUUAUAGAGGAGAUUGAUGUGUAUCUUGCCAAAAGCCUUGCAGAUAAGCUAUAUCUUUUCCAGUACCCUGUCCGACCAUCCACUAUGACCUACGAUGAUGUCAACCACUUAUCAGCGAAGAUCAAACCCAAGCAGCAAAGGGUGGAGUUAGAAAUGGCAAUCGACGCAAUGAGCCCCAACUACUGUCGCAGCAAAGGAGAGCAGAUAGCUCUGAAUGUGGACGGCACGACGUACGACGAAACCAACACCUAUUCAGCGAAAAUGAUGGAUAAACAGACCUUCUGCUCCAUCCAGGCCACCACCAACACCUCCAGAUAUGCUGCUGCUGUGUUUCGCAAAGGUGAGCUUCACGUCACACCUCUGACGGGAAUCCUCCAGAUGAGACCGAGCUUCUCGUACCUGGACAAGGCUGACACCAAAACCAGAGAGAGGGAGGCCGCCAAUGAAGGUGGCGAUUCCUCCCAGGAUGAGGCUGAGGAGGACGCCAAGGCCAUUACGGUGAGGUUUGCUCGUCCCGAGUCAGAGCAGGCUCGGCAGAGAAGGAUCCAGUCGUACGAGUUCCUCCAGAAGAAGCAGGCGGAGGAACCCUGGGUUCACCUACACUACCACGGUGUCAAGGAUGGGCGUUCAGAGCAUGAAAGGCAGUACAUGUUCUGCCAGUCAGUGGACGCCUCAGAGAACUCUGAACUGGUCAAAACUCCUAAAGAGUACCUGGCAAUGCUGAUGCCCCCUCUUGCAGAGGAAAAAGUUGUGAAGCCAGUUGGUCCCAGUAACGUACUCUCCAUGGCUCAACUCCGCACUCUGCCACUGGGAGAGCAAGUCAAGACCCUGAUGAAGAAUGUCAAGGUGAUGCCGUUUGCUAACCUGAUGGGCCUGCUCGCCUCUGGCACAGACUCAACCGCAACGCUGCGAUGCAUCCAACAGGUGGCGCUGCUGGUUCAGGGCAACUGGGUUGUCAAGAGUGAUGUUUUGUAUCCUAAAAACACCUGCAGUCCUCACAGUGGUGUCCCUGCUGAAGUGCUCUGUCGUGGCCGGGACUUUGUGAUGUGGAGGUUCACUCUGGAGCGCUCUGUGAUGAGAAAGGAGAUUGCAUCCAUCAUCAAACUUCCUCCAGAGGAUGUGAAGGAGUUCCUGGAGCAUGUGGCAGUUCCUCGAGUCAACCGGGGCUGGGAGUUCCUGUUGCCUACUGAUGGAGACUUCAUUAAGAAACACCCAGAUGUUGCCCACAGGCAACAUAUGCUGUGGCUUGGCAUCCAGAGCAAGUUGGAAAAGGUCUUUAACUUCUCGAAAGAAGACUUCAUGCCAAAGAAUUCCCCUCAGCCUGAGCCUGUCCAUGUCAGUGGGGAGCAGCGUCUGAAGAUGGCUCAGGAGCGUGCUCAAGGAAACCAGUCGUCCCUACAGAAGGACCUGAACGCUAGACGGGCAGGAAGCAGCGUCCACGUCAAACAGGAACCCCUCAGUGACCGGGAAGACGAACCAAUGGACACCUCCUCCUCCUCCAUACCCAACGGUUCUGUCAAUGGUUACCCCAGUGCCACCUCACCUGCCUUAGAUCACACUAACGGUAACGGAGGGAGCCCCGCCAACACAGCGUCCCUGGAGCUGCAGGACUUUGUGAUAAAGACUUUCAGGAAGCAUUUUGUACUGACGCUGAAUGAGUUCAAGAGGCUGUUUAACCUCCACCUGGCCUCCAUGCCAGUGGGACGGAGCGUCUUCCCCUCCAUCUCAGACCACAUGCUACAGGAUGCCAUACUGCUCUGCCAGUGCAAACAGAUAAUGGUGCCUUUUCCUGCUCAGACCACAGCAGCCCCUGAUGAACAGAAGGUGUUUGGUUUGUGGGAGACUGGAGAGGAAUUCGACAAGGAGUGCUGCAUUAGCCACGCAGGGAUGUGGUACCUCAAGGGAACAAUACCGUCCUGACCUUGAGAGCCUGCUCCCCUGCGGUCACCGUCAGCCAAUCAAAUCCUCUCCCGGGUGUCCAGUGGGAGGGCAGCCAGAGAGAUGAGAGCCAAUCACAAUCACAGCUCGCCAAGCUCUAAGAGUGGGCGAUUGGAGGACAAUAGAUGUCAGCCGUCGGCUCAGAACAAGAAGCUUUUCUCGUUUUCAACCGAAGCAUUUCUGACAUAGACAGGAGCACUCUGAUGCAGCGCGGAGGAUAGAAACUCCUCACAUACCCACACUGAGAGCUGGAGUGUCUGAGGAGGAGUAUAUCAAUAUAAAAGAAUGAAGAAACGGCAAAAUAUAUACGGUUUAUCAAAAGAUUUUGCCAUUUUUUUGGACCUCAUGUUUGAUUAUUUUUGAAUUAAACUUUUACCAGAUCAGGAUGGUGUUUACUAUUGAAAGCAAACGUGGCUCAAAGUGCUUUAGGUGUUACUCCUGAUUUGUACAUUUUGCCAGGGAAAACCAUUGACUUUAUCCUACCAUCAACAAAGCAAACCUAGGGUAGAAAAUCUGAUUUGUUUUUCAUCCAUUAAUUUAACACAUUUUCUCUUUACCUGAAAAAUAUCAACUGAGUCGAGUAUUUAUUCCACCUUCAGUAAACCAAUUCAAGUGCUGAGCUUUAAGGUCAGAUGAUGCAGUUGCUUAAUUAAAACGUGUUGAGACACUUGAAGAAAUGUUGCCAAAUUCAUGAGUCAGCAAACCUGAAACAAAAAGAGGAAGAAAAAGUCCCUGAGGUCAUUUUGCUCAUGUACAACUGACAUCACUUCAUAUUUUUGGCAAUCAUGGACCUGGAAACUGCUACAUCUAAUGUGGCUUUUCCCACAUUUGGAAUGUGUACUAAAAUAUAAAGUUUGAGGAUAAAGUGGAUUAAAUGGCUGAUGUUGAGGUAUUUUUUUUUUUUUUGGUUGAAUGUACAGUUUCAAAUAUUUUUCCUUUCAUGAGAGACAGAUAUUGAUGAUAGCCAAUAAAGAUGCAAUUUCGAAUAAGAUUUUUGUUGUCAUAUUUUGAUCAAAAAUCUGUUAGGACUUUAAUCCAUUUGUACGAACAAAGUGGAACGGAUGUGUUGAUGGACCGGAUCGUUGGUCUGGUAUAAACGCUGGACUACCAUCUAUGGGGGUGAUGGGGGAGUUGUUGCUAUGGAUAUGCUGGUGUAUCGCCAUGUGCUGCUAUCUUGAGCCUCCGUAUAAAAAGUGCCUCACAAGACAAACUCCCUCCCAUUCAUACACCCAAUAACAGGAACAUUAAUGCUUUGAUCCUCAUUGAAAUACUUCUAAACCUUCAAGAGUGGAAAUAUAGUAGUACAUCAAUGACCGCUGUAUUUCUUUUUCAUUGGCUUGUUACAUUGCUCAAUAAACAUUGUCACCUGUCUGA